AUGACCAUGACGUUUUUCGACAUGCUCAAUGAGCGGGCAAAGUCGACGCUGCUCUGCAUUGGUUUGGACCCUCGCGCCAAGACGGCAGCCGCGGCGGCGGAGGAGUGCAUGCGCUUGAUUGACGCCACUGCGGAAUACGCCGCCGCGUACAAACCCAACGCCGCCUUUUUUGAAUUUUUUGGUGAGGAGGGUUGGAAGGCGCUGCGGCAGGUAAUUGCCCACGUCCCUGCCCACAUUCCCGUUGUGCUGGAUGCGAAGCGUGGCGACAUCGCUGACACGGCAGAGGCGUACGCCAAGUCCGCCUUUGAGCACCUCAAGGCUCAUGCCAUUACGGCGUCACCGUACAUGGGGGCGGACUCGCUCUCGCCAUUUCUGCAGUUUGCGUCGAAGGGGGUGUUCGUCCUCUGCAAGACCUCCAAUAAGGGUUCUAAUGAACUUCAGUGCCUCCGCGUGAAUGGCCGCCAUCUGUACGAAUCGGUUGCCGAGUGUGCAGAGACGGCGUGGAACCACAACAAUAACGUUGGUCUUGUUGUGGGGGCUACAGACCCGGUCGCUCUAGGCCGCGUGCGUGUGCGUGCCCCGACACUGUGGUUUCUCGUUCCUGGUAUUGGCGCCCAGGGCGGUGAUCUUAAGGCGGCACUCAACGCCGGUCUUCGUGCCGACGGCAGCGGUAUGCUUAUCAAUGUCUCUCGGGCGGUGGCACGUGCGAGGGAUCCACGCGCCGCGGCUCAGAAACUCUGCGAGAACAUCAACCGCAUUCGCUUUUGCAAGGACACCUCAACCGAUUUGGCGGUGACACUUGUGGCGUCGCGUUGCGUUCGGUUUGGGAGCUUCACCCUGAAGUCUGGCAAGAAGUCGCCGAUUUAUUUGGACCUGCGCCGCCUGGUGAGCCACCCGUCCAUUCUGCGCAUGGUGGCUCGCGAGUACGCCAAGGUGCUGCGGACGUUGCAGUUUGACCGUCUCGUCGGCCUGCCGUACGCGGCGCUCCCCAUCGCCACCGCCAUUGCCCUCGAGAUGGACAUUCCGCUGGUGUACCCCCGCCGCGAGGUGAAGGCGUACGGCACGAAGGCCGCAAUUGAGGGCGACUACAAGGAGGGCGACCGUGUGGUAGUCAUCGACGACCUCGUCACGACCGGGGAGACGAAGGUGGAGGCGAUUGAGAAGCUAAAGGCGGCUGGCCUAAAGAUUGUGUCGAUCGUGGUUCUUAUUGAUCGCGAGAUGGGGGCGAAGCAGUUUCUCGGGGGCCUCGGCUACGACCUUAAGGCGGUCGUCACGCUCUCGCAGCUGCUGCCGCUGUGGCGACAGUCAGGGGCGAUCACGCAGGCGCAGAUGAAGGAGGUUCAGUCGUUCAUGGUGGAGGUCGUCAGCAAACUUUGA
Messenger RNA from Trypanosoma rangeli, 1377 nucleotides. Its product is annotated as orotidine-5-phosphate decarboxylase/orotate phosphoribosyltransferase. Lineage: Eukaryota; Euglenozoa; Kinetoplastea; Trypanosomatida; Trypanosomatidae. Gene Ontology annotation, molecular function: orotate phosphoribosyltransferase activity; orotidine-5'-phosphate decarboxylase activity. The record is from RefSeq and is a predicted model, not a curated record. The transcript has a single exon. The coding region runs from base 1 to 1377 and encodes 458 amino acids. Gene Ontology annotation, biological process: 'de novo' pyrimidine nucleobase biosynthetic process; pyrimidine nucleotide biosynthetic process.